AUGUCCAGCAACCCCCACGAUUCUUACGACCCCAAUCGACAGGGACAGUAUCCACCCCCCCAGUGGAACACCAGUCAACCUGAGGAUAAUCCACCGACUGCUCACUAUCCGCCGGUCUCUCAAUACCCUUAUCCCCCGGCUUCAUAUCCUCCCACAGACCACCAAUAUCCUCCUCCCCCGUCGCAGUAUCCGCCUCCCUCCAACAUGGCUGCCAUUCACCCUCAUGUCCAGGGCCCUCAAGAUCCAUACCGUCUUCCUCCGCCUCCUGGUGCCUACCGAGGCCCGGACGUGUAUGCCCAACCUCCGCCCCCGCAAGUUGUCUACCAAGCAGCUGCCCCACGACAGAGGACUGCCAUUGCUUGCCGUUACUGUCGGAGAAGGAAGAUUCGAUGCUCGGGGUUUGAAAGUUCCCAGGAUGGACGUUGCAGCAACUGUAUCCGAUUCAACCAAGAGUGCAUGUUCACACCAGUUUCGUCCCAGGCCCAAGCCUUCGUCCCGGCGCAUGCCGCCUACCCGCAUCUGAGAAAUGCCCAGAACCAAGGACGUGGCGGUCAUGGAGUCAUGCUUUACGGUGCACAUGGUCAGCCUCUGCCUCCUCAACAACAACCCCAGCCUGCCGGAUCCGAUCUUCCGCCUCCCCAAGGAAUGUAUCAGCAUCCAUAUGGCGGGGCUGCAGCGCCGCCCCUUGCUUCUACCAUGCCGCAAGACCCUAGACCGGGCGGUCGUCGUGGAUCUGGCUCUGGCUUCGAAUACCCUGACCCAACCAAUCUGGCCCCUGUGACCCCGGCCGGUUCCGCUCCAGGAUAUCAAACGCAUACUGCCCCCAGCCCAUACUAUCCCCCGGCCCCGCAUGAUCGACGUACAUCGCCGCAGUCAGCCUACGCAUAUGACGGCCGUCACUCUUCGUCUCCGCACAGCUCCCCAUAUCCUCCCAUGCAUGCCACUCAGGGUGCAAUGACUCCUCCGCCAACAUCCACUCCUACUGGCUCUGUUAACUCGUCAUCUCGCGGUGGACUAAAUGUUCGGGAUAUGCUCAAUCCGGGUGACAGUCAAGGCCGUUCCAGCACCGAUAGUGACAUGCUUAAUGCCUUGAACCGCCGAGGUCUCAACCAAUAA
Messenger RNA from Aspergillus wentii DTO 134E9, 1116 nucleotides. RefSeq names its product Zn(II)2Cys6 transcription factor domain-containing protein. Lineage: Eukaryota; Fungi; Ascomycota; Eurotiomycetes; Eurotiales; Aspergillaceae. The coding region runs from base 1 to 1116 and encodes 371 amino acids. The record is from RefSeq and is a predicted model, not a curated record. Gene Ontology annotation, molecular function: zinc ion binding; DNA-binding transcription factor activity, RNA polymerase II-specific. The transcript is spliced from 4 exons. Gene Ontology annotation, biological process: regulation of DNA-templated transcription.